This is a messenger RNA of Scaptodrosophila lebanonensis, 1278 nucleotides long. RefSeq lists its product as uncharacterized. Gene Ontology annotation, biological process: SCF-dependent proteasomal ubiquitin-dependent protein catabolic process. The coding region runs from base 1 to 1278 and encodes 425 amino acids. The transcript has a single exon. Lineage: Eukaryota; Metazoa; Arthropoda; Insecta; Diptera; Drosophilidae. Gene Ontology annotation, cellular component: SCF ubiquitin ligase complex. The record is from RefSeq and is a predicted model, not a curated record.
AUGUCAAUAUUGGCUGUGCCCGAAAACUCCAUAACUGAAAUCUUUAGAUUGUUGCCACUGAUACAUCAGGUUCAAUUAGCCCGCUCCUGCUGGCGCAUGGAGGGGAUAUUUGAAGGCGCCUCAUUGUUAAUGCACAGGACCUUGGAUUUCGCCGAAUUCGCCGGCAUGUCAACGGAAGACAUGAAGUUUUUCUUCCGAAUGUCAGGCAAGAAUGUCAAACAACUCAAGGGCGUUAUCCAGCCCAAUCAAUUGGAGUGUUUUUUGGACUUGGUCGGUAGUUGUUGUGAGAACGUUCGAUCAAUGCUUGUUGAUCUCAGCUUCUUGACUCCACGCCAGUGGUCAAAGGCAUUGCAGAACAAAAACCAACUAAUGGAAUUGAGAAUGCGUCAGUGCAAUGUUUCAAAUAUGUUGCCUCUCACACAACUCAGUGGCUUGAAGCACUUGGACUUGACCAACAACGAACAACUGGUCGACAUACACCAUCUUCGAAUGCCAGUAUCAAUCGAAACGAUCAACCUGACGGGCUGCAUUUCCCUCGAUGACUUUCACACAACAAAGUUCUGUAAGGCCUUGCCAAGCCUGAAGGUCCUGAACUUAACAAAUGUCUGGCUAUCGACACACGCCUGGCAGUUAAUGGUAGCCGACUGUCCAGCUCUGGAGGAGCUCACAUUUACUUACCACUCUGUUAACUAUGCAAGCAUUGCCAAGCUGCCGAGCCUCAAGAAGCUCACAAUUAACGUUCAUCGCUCGAUCUAUUGCUUGGGACACGAUUUCCUCACGGCACUCCUCAGACACAAAGGCAAUCAGCUGGAACACUUGGAGAUACAAGUACGACGCAACUGGAAACUAACAUGGAACAUUGAAGUCGCACACCUGAUUUCUCAACUGAGCGCAUUGUGCUCUCUGUCCAAUGGCCAUAACUACCACAUGCAUGUUUAUGGCUUUAAGAAAUUUGGCCAGCUCCAGCAACGCCUCAAUAUCUCCGACUGCCCCCAAAUCUCUGACCACACCAUUACAUUUUUAGUCAAUGCCUGUCCGCUGCUCCACGAGAUUGUUCUUGAGGGUUGCCUGAGUGUGACGCCAAACCUGUUGACUCUCAUCAGCGAUGAGAUAAACAUUGAGAAAAGGAAUGGGGAGAUUACGCGAAAGCUUCCAGUUAAGCUUUAUGCAUACUAUACGGCUAUUAAUGAGAAAUCUCUACAUAAUUUCAAAUAUCCAACCACAAGCAAUGUUAUUCGUGUUAUUCUAAAGAAAAAGACUGCCCAUUACCCAGCUUAA